AUGGCUCCUCUUCUUGGCUACCAAAACCAAACUGUACCAAAUGGCGCCUAUGAAGAAGACGGAAUUGCGCUUCAUCGCCACCACAACAUGGCUAGCCAGCAAGACCUCCAGACCAUAUGGCGCUGGAACAGUAUUUUGCCCAAGGCUGAGGAGGCCCUUGUAUACGAUCUCAUCGCCGAGACGGCCAGAAAUCGACCCGAUGCCUUGGCUGUAUGUGCUUGGGAUGGUGACUGGACAUACCACGAGCUUGAUACUUUGUCUUCGCUCUUGGCACAUCAGCUUAUUUGCCUCGGCAUAGGACCUGGGUUGGUUGUACCCAUCUACUUUGAGAAAUCUCGGUUCACGUCCAUCGCUAUGCUAGCCGUGAUGAAGGCAGGCGGAGCAUCUGUUUUGCUCGACGUGAACCUGCCAGAGGAACGCCUGCAAGCUGUCAUUGCCCAGGUAAACCCAGUAUUGGCGCUAUCAUCGGCACUCAUGCAUGACUCGGCAAGGCGGCUCAUCAGAAAACCGACCAUGGUCAUUGACGACGUCUAUGUCGAACAUUUGAUAGAUUUCCAGGCACCCGCCAAACUCCCGAGGGCCCGACCUUCGGAUACAUUGUAUGUGGUUUUCACAUCCGGCAGCACCGGCACCCCAAAAGGCGUCAUUGUCACGCAUUCCAAUUUCAGUAGCGCAGUUAGAUAUCAGCAGAGUCUUCAUGGCUUUCGCGAGAAUUCCCGGGUCCUAGAUUUUGCGUCGUAUGCUUUUGAUGUUUCCUGGUCGAAUGCUCUGCAUUCCUUCACUUGUGGCUCAUGCCUCUGCGUGCCAUCCGAGGCAGAGCGGAGAGAUGAUUUGGCUGGAUGUAUCCAGAGGUUCGGAAUUACCUAUGCUGAUUUAACUCCAACAACGGCGGCAAUUCUCCCGGAACAGAGCAUUAGGUCCCUGAAAACCUUGGUGCUGGGCGGCGAAAGCCUGCCGCUGCAAAUGGCCAAGCGAUGGGCCGCCAUGACUGAGGUCUUGAACCCCUAUGGCCCAUGUGAAUGCACGCCAACAUCCACCAUAGCAACAGUCAACUCCGACAGUGUCGGUGCCAGUAUUGGAAAAGGCGUGGGUGUUGUUACUUGGGUAGUCGACGCAGAAGACCUGGACGCGCUUGUCCCGAUUGGUGGUGUCGGCGAGUUGCUUCUUGAAGGGCCUCUUGUUGGCGGUGGCUAUCUUGGUGAUGUUGAGAAAACCGCGGCGGCUUUCGUUGAAGACCCUGCCUGGCUACUGCGUGGUGCGCCCGGACAGCCGGGUCGCUGCGGAAGGCUAUAUAAAACAGGCGACUUGGUACGACAAAACACAGAUGGUACCCUUGCCUUUGUUGCUCGAAAAGACAAUCAGGUGAAAAUCAAUGGCCAGCGUGUUGAGCUGGGCGAUGUCGAGCACCAUGUACGGACAAACAUUAGAGACGGCACCAAUAUUCAGAUUGUGGCUGACAUCAUCACCACUCGGGAUAGCAACAAAACACUGCUGGUAGUGUUCUUGCAGAUCCCAACCUUGGCUGUCGUGGACGCACAAGGAGUACGUCAAACGGAGACGAAGAACAUCACCGACGGCUUAGACGAGAAGCUCGCGCAGCAAAUACCAACUUAUAUGAUACCCUCUGCAUAUAUACCUCUAGAGAGCCUUCCAGUCACAGUGACAGGCAAGGUCGACCGGCGAAGGUUGCGGGAAAUGGGACGGGACCUGUCUUUGGGGGAGGUAAUGCGGUUGAAUGGGAAUGGGGAACGCCAGCACCCCCUUCCUGAUUCGCCAUUAGAAAAACUACUCCAAGGAUUCUGGUCGUCCAUCCUUGGAAUUGAUGCUGAACUGAUCAGGGCCGACGACAGCUUCUUGAAACUUGGCGGCAAUUCCAUUGGUGCCAUGAGGCUGGUAGGGGCUUUGCGUGAGCAAGGACAUUCUCUCGCUGCCGCUCACGUGUUGAAGUAUCCCCGACUGAGUGAUCAAGCAAUGGUGAUUGGCAAAUUACCUGGAGCAGACAGGCAGCAGGGCAUCAAACCGUAUUCACUGCUGCGAGCUUCUGUGGAUAUUCAGGCAGCUCGAAUCGAGGCUGCGAGGUUGUGUAAAGUGAGCACAGCCGCGAUUACUGAUAUUUUCCCAUGUACGCCUCUUCAGGAAGGCUUGCUAGCCUUGACAGCAAAAGGCGGGAACCAUUAUGUUGCGCGCCAUCUGCUCGAGUUACAGCCAUGGGUCGACAUUUCGCGCUUUCGGGAAGCGCUGGCCAAGCUAGUGAGGGUGACUCCGAUUUUGCGCACACGCAUUGCAGACAUCGCCGGCCAAGGACUGGUGCAAGUAGUCAUCGACGAAUCCAUGUCUUGGUCACCAACGGAAAAGCUCGCCAACGUCGAGGAAGACACGGGUACGAGCAAGAAGCCCAUGGUUGGCCUGGGCACGCCUUUGGUGCAGUUCGCCAUGGUGAAGCGCCAGGACGACGAAGACGAAAGAUUCUUCUCGCUGACCAUCCAUCAUGCUCUAUAUGAUGGAUGGUCUCUGUCGCUCAUGUUCGAGGCUCUGGACAAAGCGUACAGGGGAGAGACACUGUCACAACAGCCACCAUUUCAAGGCUUUGUUAAGCAUCUCAGCGGAGCCCAUGACACCGCAGACGCAAACAAGUACUGGGAAACGCUGUUUGAGGACUCGGAAGCGACCAUGUUCCCCGUGCUUCCAUCGCCAAAAUACCAACCUCGGUCGGACUCAACCACUACACAUGUCGUCGAAAGCUUAGAGUGGCCCAAGAUUGAUGUGACGCCUUCGAUAGUUGUGAGAGUUGCCCUAGCUGUAUUGGCCUCCCAGUUCACCAACUCACACGAUGUCGUGUUCGGAGUCACGGUAGCGGGACGGCAGGCGGCGGUGGCUGGCAUCGAGAGAAUGGUGGGACCUACGAUUGCCACUGUCCCAGUUCGAGUGGUUUUGGACAAGACUCAGAGCAUUGAGCGGCUUCUCCACCAGUAUCAGGCACAAUCCGUGGAGAUGACGGCGUAUGAGCAGACGGGCCUGCAGAGCAUCCGUGGAGCAAGCACAAAAGCUGCGGCGGCUUGCGGGUUCCAAACCCUCUUGGUGGUUCAGCCCGACGAUAAAGAUGUUGAAGAUGAAAGUGAGCUCUUUGUGAAACGAAGCCAUGACGACCAAAACCGAGACCAGGGACUUGCCGAUGUCGAUCCUUAUGCUCUUACUAUUGAAUGUGAUCUCCGGGAACGAGGUCUAAGGUUCCGGAUUGUAUUUGAUUCGAGCAUAUUGCCAUCCGACCAGGUUGGCGGGUUGGCGAUACAAAUGGACCACAUUAUUCGGCAAAUGUGUAAUCCGACCAAUCUUGACAAGAGUCUUGGGGAGAUUGAGAUGCUCGGCGAACACGACCUGCGGCGCAUCUGGACUUGGAAUGCUACGGUACCAGACACCGUGGAGACGCCUGUCCAUGACAUGAUUGCAGAGACGACGCGACGGCAGCCCGAUGCCGCGGCUGUUUGUGCAUGGGACGGUGAUUGGACGUACAGCGAGCUGGACAGCCUUUCAACUAGGCUUGCGCAUGACUUAGCCAGGAGAGGUGUCUGUCCAGACGUCAUUGUCCCGCUCUGGUUCGAGAAGUCGCGGUGGACGCCAGUCGCGAUGCUCGCAGUUAUGAAGGCGGGCGGAGCGUCGGUGCUGCUAGACUCGAGCCAGCCUGAGCAGCGUAGGCGAAAUAUUGUACGACAAAUCAAGGCACCGCUGAUUGUAUCGUCAAAGACCAACCGAAAAGCUGCCAGCCAGCUCAUAGACUCGGAUCGGCCGACGGUGGUGGUUGAUGAUGAACAUCUGGCCAUGAUGGGUGUGCCUGAUAAUGCUGCCCAUCUGCCAGUCGUGAAAUCUAGCAACAAUGCCUACUUGAUCUUCACAUCUGGAAGUACUGGAACUCCAAAGGGCGCUGUUAUGACACACGCAAACAUUAGUAGUGCCGCCUGGCAUCAACGACAUGCCCAAGGUUAUCAGCCGGACUCCAGGGUAUACGAUUUCACAUCAUACGCCUUUGACACGACUUGGUCAAACUUUAUAAAUAUUUUCACGUGCGGUGGAUGUUUGUGCAUCCCGUCAGAAAACGAGCGAAAAAACGACCUGGUGGGCUCCAUUCAGCGGCUACGGCCCAGCAUUGUAGAUUUGACCCCGUCGGCCGCGGCUGUUCUUCAGGAUGACGUUAUUAGAUCGCUAAAAACGCUAAUUUUAGGCGGUGAAAGAAUGUCCACGGAGUACGCUAGACGAUGGUCAGACAUGGUAGACUUGAAGUCGCCGUACGGCCCGUGUGAAUGCACCCCUACGGCAAGCGUGGCUACUAUCACUCCCGACAGUGUUGAUAGAUUGACAAUUGGAAAGGGUGUUGGCUUGGUCACUUGGGUCACCGACCCAGAAAGGGUUGAUGUGCUCGUGCCUGUCGGCGCCGUUGGUGAGCUUGUGCUGGAAGGCCCCCUGGUUGGUGCAGGAUAUCUCGACGACCCGGACAAGACAGCGGCCGCAUUUAUAGAGAACCCCUCGUGGCUGCUUCGAGGUGCUGCAGGUCAUCAUGCUGGCCGCCGCGGGCGUUUGUACAAAACGGGAGAUUUGGUACGGUAUAAUCCAGAUGGAAGCCUCGUCUUUAUCGGCCGUAAAGAUUCCCAGGUCAAGAUCAAUGGCCAGCGGCUCGAGUUGGCCGAGGUAGAACACCACAUACUGGAGCAAAUCACCAAAGACGACGUACAUGUCCGGGUUGUGGCUGAGGUCAUUGUGCCUCGAGACGGGGUCAAGUCAACACUCGUAGCCUUCGUCACUGACUUGACUGCUGCUAGCGUCAAAGCCCUCCGGUUGAAGACGAAGGCGAUCGUCGCCGGACUGCACGACAGUCUUGCCGCGCAUAUCCCGUCAUAUAUGAUACCAUCCGCGUACGUGCCGAUAGAAAAAUUCCCCAUGACGGCAACAGGGAAAUUGGAUCGGCAACGACUCCGGGCUUUAGGUGAAGCAAUGACCCUAGAGGAGCUGAUGGUGCUGAAUGCGUCGAGUGAUGAGCGGCGAUUGCCCACUACGGAGACGGAGCAAAGUCUUCAAGCUCUCUGGUCACAUGUGCUUGCUAUAAAUCCAGACAAAAUCGCAGCAAAUGACAGCUUCCUGCACCUUGGCGGCGAUUCGAUCGCGGCUAUGAGGUUGGUGGCUUUGGCGCGCGAUCAGGGGUUCUUCUUCACCGUCGCGGACAUAUUCAACCAACCGCAAUUAAGUGAACUUGCUGUCGUUAUGAAAACAUGCCCUGAAACGAAUUCCAAUCAGGCUAUUCAACCAUUUUCUCUGCUGAAACGUGGCAUCGAUAUCGGAACAGCUUGCAGGGAGAUGGCGGUUGGCUGCAAGGUUGAUGCCACCCAGAUUGAAGAUGCAUUCCCUUGCACACCUCUGCAGGAGGGUCUCCUGGCUCUCACAUCGAAACGAGCAGGUGAUUACCUCGCCAGAAAUGUUUUUGAGCUUCGUCCCUCUGUCGAUGUCUCUCAUUUCCAGGCUGCGUGGGAGAAAGUCGUGAAAACCACACCGAUAUUGCGAACACGCAUUAUUGAUUUGGCUGGACAGGGACUGCUGCAGGUCAUCAUCAACCAGCCGACUCAAUGGUCGUCUACGGUCGGAAUGCCCAAUCUUGACGCAUAUCGGCGUGCAGAUGAGCAGCUGCCUAUUGGCCUGGGUACGCCGCUCGUACGGUUCGCGGUUGUCGAAGACGAUGAUGAACACCGACGCUUUUUUGUGUGGACAAUUCACCAUGCGUUAUAUGAUGGCUGGUCGAUGCCACUUAUUCUUGAAAAGCUGGAGAAAGCUUACGAAGAAUUCGAACAGCCAAUAUUGACCCCAUCUCCUCCGUUUCAGCGGUUCGUGAAGCACAUUAUGGACGUGAAUGACACGCGGGCAGCCCAAUUCUGGCGUUCCCAAUUCGAGGAAUUGGAGGCACCCAUAUUCCCUGCACUCCCGUCCCCAAAUUACCAACCAAGGACCGAUGCGGUAUCCGUGCAUCAUGUUGAGGGGAUUGAAUGGCCCAAGGUCAACGCAACGGCUUCAACGGUGCUACGGGCGGCCUGGGGCAUCGUCGCUGCUUCUUAUACUAACACAGAUGACGCGUUAUUCGGAAUGACUACAACGGGGAGGACAAUGAACAUACCGGGUAUUGACCAAAUAAUCGGGCCAACAAUCGCGACGGUGCCUGUACGAAUGGCAAUUGACAGAAAAAGCACCCUGGAGCAUUUUUUGCUCCAGGCACAAUCGCAGACUGUAGAACUGACUGAAUAUGAGCAGAGUGGACUGCAGCGAAUCCGCCAGUCAAGCCAGAAAACUAACGCCGCAUGCCAGUUUCAGACGCUGCUUGUAAUACAAGGUAAGGAACAAGGUUGCGUCCCGCAUAGUAGACUAUUCAUCGCGACCGGAGGCGACAGUGAUGAAGACGACGACGCGUUGGCCGAGUUUGACACGCACGCCCUGACUCUUGACUGCGACCUGGAAGCACAUGGAGUACGCUUGCGAUUUGGCUACGACUCAAAUGUCAUUUCCGCCACACAGCUGGAGAGACUCGCAAAUCAUCUUGAUCAGGUCCUCCGUCAGCUAUGUGAUUCAGCCAACAUCAAAAAAAGUGUAGCCGAAAUCGAAACCAUCAGUCACCGGGACCUCGAGGAUAUUUGGGGCUGGAACAGUAAAUUUCCCGCGACUAUCGAGACACCUAUACACGAACUCGUAACAGAAACCGUGCGAAGACAACCAGAGUCUCUCGCAGUUACUGCCUGGGAUGGUGACUGGACUUAUGCUGAACUUGAUCGAUUGGCAACUCGGCUUGCCUGUCACCUGGUUAGCAUAGGCGUUACACCGGACUCGAUUGUGCCACUUUGUUUUGAGAAAUCUAAAUGGACGCCCGUGACAGCAUUAGCCGUCAUGAAGGCGGGCGGCGCAUCUGUCUUGCUGGAUUCUACUUUACCUGAGGAUCGCCUUCGUACAAUGACGCAGCAGGUCGAGCCAAGUCUGAUAUUAUCGUCGUCGUCCAACCAGCAACUGGCCGGUCGGCUGACUGACCAGCCGACGCUCGUGAUAAACAGCGAAUUCUUGUCACAAUUACGGAGUGGCCCGUCAUCCGCGAAACAGCUCCCCGAAGUGAAGCCUUGGAAUAGGCUUUACGUCGUCUUCACAUCGGGCAGCACAGGAAUACCAAAGGGUGUUGUCGUUACGCACUCUAACCUCAGCAGCGCUUUGCGAAAUCAACACGGUGCCCACGGCUUCCAAGCCGGCUCACGCGUCUACGAUUUCGCGUCAUACGCGUUCGACGUAGCCUGGGCCAAUAUGCUCGGUGCGUUUGAGUGCGGCGCGUGCCUCUGUAUCCCAUCGGACGAGGAGCGCCAAAGCGACCUGGCAGGCUCCCUUGGUCGGUUCCAGAUAACGCACGUGGAGAUGACGCCUUCGGCGGCCAGACUGCUUCCGAGAGAGGUUCUGGAGUCGUUGGACACGCUCAUCCUCGGAGGCGAGCGACUUUCGACAGAGGACGCCAGGUGCUGGGCGUCACAGGUGAAGCGCUUGAGGAAUUCGUACGGACCAUGCGAGUGCACGCCAACAUCGACGGUUGCAAACGUGGAUGCCAACGUCGAGAGUGGCGCAACCAUCGGAAGGGGCGUUGGGGUCGUGACAUGGGUGGCUGAUGCGGCCACGGGGGGGUCUCUGGUGCCGGUGGGCGCCAUUGGCGAGCUGCUUCUCGAGGGACCCUCGGUUGGCCCUGGCUAUCUCGACGAUGCAGAGAAGACGGCGACAGCCUUCAUCAACGACCCUGCAUGGCUGCUUCGAGGCCUACCGGGCCUGCCUGGCCAUGGCGGCCGCCGCGGCCGUCUAUACAAGACAGGCGACUUGGUACGAUACGACCAGCACGGAAACCUAAUCUUCAUCGGUCGCAAGGACUCCCAAGUCAAGAUCAACGGCCAACGCGUAGAGCUGGGCGAGGUCGAGAACCACAUCGCCGGCUCUCCAUCUGUUCGCCAAGCUGUAUCGCUGCUCCCCAAGGCGGGCUUGUGCCAAGGUCGGCUCGUCGGAAUAUUCAGCUUGAACGAGUAUGAGCAUGGCGAUUCUGCGUCCCCAGGUGUUGAGCUCGUGCCGCGCAACUCCAAGUUACCAGUCCAAGACUUCAUCACAAACCUGCGAGCUCAUUUGGACGCCGCAGUUCCCGCUUACAUGGUCCCUUCUGUCUGGGUCGCAGUCAAGAAUAUCCCACUGAAUGCAUCUGGAAAGCUGAAUCGCAAGCUUGUCGAGGAAUGGCUUGCUGCUUUGAGCCCCCAAACAUACGCAGAUAUCAACCAGACUUCUCGUGGCCCUGCGGCUCGAGAUGCGGCCAACGACGCAGAAGACGUGAUCCGCGAUGCCUGCAGCGUCGUUUUAAAUGUACCGAAAAAGGACGUCAACCUCGAGCGAUCCUUCAUUGCCAACGGUGGUGAUUCCAUCUCUGCCAUGAGACUAAGCCCUCAGUGCCGUGCUUCUAAUGUGAACUUCUCGGUGGCAACAUUACUCAGGGCCAAGACGCUGGCCGAGGUUGCGCGACUGUCGACAGGUACAGUCGCCUCGAUACCAUCCCAGAUGGAACAAGUCAACACAGUCUUUGGUCUUACGCCCAUCCAACAGUGGUUCUUCUCCCAAGUUUCCGACAAUAUCGACAAUCGUGACUUUUACUGUAACCAGAGCUUCUACGUCAAAAUCACGCGUCCAGUGUCGCCCGACAAACUCUCGGCGGCAAUCCUCAAGAUUGUUCAAUGCCACUCUAUGCUCAGAGCGCGAUUUGAAAAGACAGGAAACGGCUGCUGGAUGCAGCGGGUGCUGGAGCCCGCCGAUGGUGUCUACCACGUUGGAUUCUCGCAGCUCCAGUCAAUAUCGGACAUGGAGACUAUGGCCAUGCGCAGGCAGCGAGAACUGAAUGUCCAACAUGGUCCUGUCUUCUCCGCAGAUCUAUGUGACCUGCCUUCUGGUGGCCAAUAUCUCAUCAUGGUGAUGCACCAUUUGGUCGUUGAUCUGGUUUCCUGGCGCAUCAUUUUAGAUGACCUGGAGAUGCUGCUCAAUGGCAGCGGCACCCCUCAAGCCGGCUUGCCGUUCCAAGUCUGGGGCCAUCUCCAGUCUGAGAGGGCUCAAACAUCUGCGCUGGAUCCGGAGCAUGUGCUUUCCACAGAAGGAGUCCAUAAUAACCUGUCUUUUUGGAACUUCAGCGACACCACGCCAAAUGCAACCCGAGAUCACAUUGAGGCAAAUAUCAAGGUGGAUCACGAUACAACGGCCCUUUUACUUAAAGAUGCCAAUAAUGCUUUCAAUACAGAGCCAGUUGAGCUCCUUCUCUCAGCUAUUUGGGACGCCUUUUUCCAAGUCUUUCAGGAGCGCAAUGGACUGACCAUAUUCAACGAGUGCCAUGGCCGUGAGCCUUGGAGUGCGGACAUUGACCUGUCUCGAACCGUUGGAUGGUUUACUACCAUGGGCCCGAUUCAUGUUUGCAGGAACAAGCUGUCUGCGAAUAUUGUUAGACUUGUCAAAGACUCGAGAAGGCGUCUUCCGGCAAACGGCUGGGCUUAUUUUGCUUCGCGAUACUUGAACCCCAAGGGAAUGGAUGCUUUCAAAUCCCACGAUUCUACUAUGGAAGUCGUCUUCAACUAUCACGGUCAAUUUCAGCAGUUGGAGCAAGAAAAUGCUCUUUUUGAGGUUGCCAGCUUGAAUGAUGUGUCUGAUGUAGGGCCAGCACUUCCCGUGUCGUCCCUCUUUGAGAUUAACGCAACUGUUGAAGGAGGGUGCACUCACUUCACUUUCUCUUGGAACCGCCACAUUUCAUACCAGCAUCUUAUCCGCAAGUGGAUCACGCAGGUUGGUGUAUCUCUACAAACUAUAUGUAGUCAUCUUGCUGCCGCCAGAAAAUCGUCAAGAACUCUCUGCGACUAUGAGUUACUUGGCGUAGAUUAUGACGCACUUGAAGAGCUUGAAACCCGCACCCUUCCAAACAUUGAGACCAUCAACAACGCUGUAACAGGUGGCGUUUACCCAUGCUCACCAAUGGUGGAUGGCAUUCUUCUCAGCCAGCUUCGCGAUUCGGCGGCAUACCAAACCUCUAGUAUGUUCGAGAUCAAGUCUCACAGCGACUUCCCGAUAGAGCUUGAGCAUCUAGCCGAAUCCUGGCAAGCCGUCAUCGCACGCCACCCCGCUCUGCGUAGUGUCUUCAUUGAAGGGGUGGGCUCAAAUGCAGCAUACGAUCAGGUCAUCUUGGAGUCAUUUCGCGGAGAUGUCAUGCUGGUCCACAGCGCAGAUAAAUCGUCAGCGAUGAGGUUGCUUAAAGAGGCGGCACCAGCGGUGUAUCAUCACCAGCCAAAACCUCCCCAUCGCCUCACGCUUUGCAAGAUUGCAGAUGAAUCCCACGUUAUCGGUCUACUAGAAAUGAGUCACGCCAUCACGGAUGGCGCCUCAACGGCAAUAAUAGUCAAAGAUUGGACGAGUGCAUAUCUAGGUACGCUGGGUGCAGGAUGUCUUUCGGACACCAGCCUCGACUUUGCUCGUGCACUGAACGAAACUCCGAUCAAAGAAAAGAUGCAGUACUGGAAGAACAAGUUGCUGGGCCUUGAGCCAUGCUUCUUCCCUCAGCUUUUAGCCGUCGCGCAGCCCGGUAAUGCAACGGCCAUGGUCCAUGUCGACAUAACUGGAGAAUCUUUUGCCAAACUCCAGGACUUCUGCGAAGCACAGUCUGUCACCCCCGCAAGUUUGUUUCAGACUGCCUGGGCUCUUACCUUGGCAGCUUACACAGGCAAAGAUUCUGUAUGCUUCGGGUAUCUUGCUUCUGGCCGAGACCUAUUCCCGGGCAUAGAAAAUUCCAUAGGUGCAUUCGCUAAUCUACUUGUGUGUCGCGCCGACAUUUCGCGGGAGGGGACGCAAGAGUGUUUUCUGAAAAGCAUCCAUCAGCAGGUUUUGCAGGACCUCGGCUUCCAACAUUGCUCUUUAGCCGACAUCCAGCAUCAGCUUGAUCUCCCCGCUGGACAAGCAUUAUUCAACACCGUCAUGUCUUUCCAAAGAGAUGACGAAGAGGCCGGAGAAGAUGAGGAAAAACAGCAUAUCGAAAUAGCCGAAAUCGAUGGGGAAGACCCGACCGAGUAUGACAUUUCUCUUAGUGUGUCUUACGGCAUCAAGCAAGCAGGCUUUUAUCUUGACUACCAUCUAUCUUGUUUAUCUGAGCAGCAAGCACUUCGAGUGGCUUCACUAGUGAAGAAUUUUGUUACUACCUUUGUCACAAGUGACAGCUCCUCGACUGCGGCAGAGUCACAAGUUACGGUGCAAGAAUCCAGAUUAUUGGCCGAUAUGGACUCUAUUGAUCGACAGGAUUUACUUGAUAUUUGGAAUUGGAACAGCACCAUCCCGGAGACAGCAAAUGUACUAGUGCACGAUAUCUUUACUGAAACAGCACACCGCCAACCCGACGCCCCAGCCGUAUGUGCCUGGGAUGGUGACUGGACCUACGCAGAACUCGACGAAAUAUCUAACCGAUUAGCUAACUAUCUUAUUGAUAAGGGCGUUAAGCCUGAUAUAAUUGUCCCUCUUUGCUUUGAGAAGUCCCGGUGGACUCCGGUGGCACAGAUGGCAGUUAUGAAGGCUGGAGGCGCGUCGCUUGCAAUGGACGCCGCACAGCCCGUUGAACGUCUCCGUACCAUUGUACAACAAGUUGAUCCUGUAGUGAUACUGUCAUCUUUUUCCGCUGCCGAGGUAGCUAGCCAGCUAACAGAGCGGCCCGUGGUCGUCGUCGAUAAUGAACACAUGGCAGACCUGAGCCGGCGACCUAUGCCGCGUACAAAAGUCCAACCUUGGCAUAAACUUUACGUGGUCUUUACGUCUGGCAGUACAGGAACUCCCAAGGGCGCAAUAAUAACGCAUGCGAACUUUAGCAGCGCUAUCCGCUACCAGCAAAUCGGAAUGGGGUUUACAAGCUCCUCUAGGGUAUAUGAUUUCGUCAAGUAUGCAUUCGAUAUCUCAUGGUCAAACGUCCUGCAUACUCUUACGGCAGGUGGCUGUCUUUGCAUACCCUCUGACUCAGAGGCCCUCAAUGACCUUGCAGGCUCAUUCCGACGUUACAAUGCCAAUUUCCUCGACGUCAAUCCGUCAGUUGCAAGUACGUUACAGCCGUCGGAGAUGGCAAGUUUAAAGCAUUUGCAAUUUGGAGGAGAGUUUUUGUCCGGUCACAUGGCCUCGGAGUGGGCAAAGCACUGCGAGACUCUUAAUACAUACGGGCCUGCCGAGUGUAGCAUCAGGGCAACAUUUGUUCCGAUGAGUGAAAACACGGGUGCCACUCCUAGUAUUGGAAGUGGCAUCGGCUUGAACACAUGGCUGGUUAACGUCUCGGAUCAUGACCAACUGGUUGCUAUUGGAAAUGUGGGAGAACUUCUAUUAGAAGGUCCGUUAGUUGGCGAUGGCUAUCUCGGUGAUGCCGAAAAGACGGCAGCUGCAUAUAUUAUUGACCCCAAGUGGCUUGUCCGCGGUGCUCCUGGUUAUCCAGGCCGUCACGGACGGUUAUAUAAGUCAGGAGACUUGGUGCGCUAUAAUACGGACGGCAGUCUCACCUUCGUCGCUCGCAAGGACUCCCAAGUCAAGAUUAAUGGUCAACGCGUGGAGCUCGGCGACGUCGAAUAUCAUGUGCAGGCGAAUGUCGCCGACGGCGUUGAAGUCGAGGCAGUAGCCGAUGUGAUUACACCCAGAGAGAGCAGCAAGUCAAUACUGGUAGCAUUCCUGCACAUCAAAGAUCGCCUUGCCAUAGAAUCAAAUGGGCUGCAGGCGGAAAUGAAGAGAGUGACUGCAGGGCUGGAGGACAGGCUUUCUAAGCGUGUCCCAGCGUACAUGAUUCCCUAUGCUUAUAUUCCUGUCAAAGAUCUUCCCAAGACUGCGACAGGAAAACUGAAUCGCCGUCAACUCCGCACAAUGGCAUCAAGCAUGACUCUAGAAGAGCUCAUGGCGCUGAACAUGCCGGGCGGCGUGCGGCGGGCACUGACUUCGGAUACAGAACGACAACUUCAGAGUAUUUGGUCAUUUCUACUAAGAAUUAGUGCCGAUAAGAUUGGACCCGACGAUAGCUUCCUACGUAUUGGCGGCGACUCAAUCGGCGCAAUGAGGCUUGUCGGAGAGGCACGUAAACAGGGACUAUAUAUCACUGUUGCGGAUGUCUUCAAGAAUCCUCGACUAAGUGACCUAGCUGCAGUAAUCCGCAAGCUUCCGUCAGAAGCCACCGAAACUAUUCCACCCUAUUCACUACUAAAGGCCAGUAUUAAUGUCCAGGCCGCGCGAGACGAGAUUGCAUCUCUUUGCGACAUAGAUGCUACACAAAUCGAGGACAUUUUCCCAUGUACUCCGCUGCAGGAAGGUCUAUUAGCGUUGACCGCCAGGAGAUCAGGAGAUUACAUUGCUCGAUACGUCUUCGAAUUACGCCCGUCAGUUAAUAUCGAUCAAUUUGAGGCAGCGUGGCACGAGGUAAUCAGGACAACACCGAUUCUACGAACUCGAAUUGCAGACCUUACAGAACAGGGCCUUGUACAAGUCAUCAUAAAUGGACAGACGAGCAGCUCCUUCAGUAAAAAGUCAAACAGCCUUGCUGCAUACCAUGAUGCAGAUGAGACGCUUCCCAUUGGACUGGGGACUCCGCUGGUGCGCCUCGGAUUCGUACAUGAGAAUCACAAUGAACCCGAAAAGCGGUUCUUCGUAUGGACAAUACACCAUGCACUCUAUGAUGGAUGGUCAAUGCCGCAAAUACUCGAGAAACUAGAAAGGGCGUAUCGAGGAGAAGAGCCCCUUUUACACGAGCCUUCUUUCCAACUCUUUGUUAAGCACAUCAUGGAUAUAGACAGUGAUUCGUCUUCCAAGUAUUGGAAAGCACAGUUUGAUGGCUCCGAAGCAGCCAACAUCUUUCCAUCACUGCCUUCGGCAACGUAUCAGCCAAGAUCGGACACACUGACAUUGCACCCUAUUCGAGAUCUUGCAUGGCCAAAUACGGACAUCACUCCAUCAACGAUAGUGAGAGCUGCUUGGUCGAUACUGUCGGCCUUGUAUGUUGAUUCCACCGAUGUUGUUUUCGGUGUAACAGUGACUGGAAGGCAAGCUGCUGUACCCGGAGUCGACCAGAUGACCGGGCCAACGCUCGCAACGGUGCCAGUUCAAGUAGCGUUGGAUUGGCAUGAGAGCGUCGAACAACUAUUGCAACGACUACAGUCUCAGGCUAUUGACAUGACAGCUUUCGAGCAAACAGGACUGCAAAGAAUCCGACGAGUAAGCGCCAAAGCAAAGCAGGCAUGCGAAUUCCAAACACUCUUACUCAUGCAACCGGCCGAGAGAAAUGACAACGAAGAAGCGCAUCAGCUAUUUGUGGAUGAAAAUGAGGGUCAAAGUCAAGACUCAAAGGACUCGUUUGCCGAGUUUGACACCCACGCAAUUACUAUUGAGUGCCGGCUUCAGCGGGAUGGCCUACAGCUACAAGUCGGAUUUGACUCACACGUCAUUGGCGAGCAACAGAUAAAUAAACUGGUGUUACAGUUGGAUCAUAUCAUUCGCCAGAUAUGCCAUUCCUCUGGCGAUGGCGAGAUCAAGGUUGCCGACCUCAAAGCCCUUGGUCGCCAUGACUUGGACGAAAUCUGGGGCUGGAAUAUGACCGUGCCUGAAACUGUCGAGAAAACAGUCCACAGAUUAAUCGAGGAUACGGCAUCUACAUGGCCUGACUCCCCGGCGGUAUGCUCGUGGGACGGCGACUGGACAUACGAUGAGCUAAAUGACGCCUCGAGCCGCCUUGCGUGUCAUCUCGUCCGUCUCGGCGUGGGUCGAGGUACUAUUGUACCUCUAUGCUUUGAAAAGUCGCGAUGGGUUCCUGUUGCAAUGCUUGCAGUGAUGAAAGCGGGCGGAGCAUCUGUCGCUUUAGACCCGACCCUUCCUGAAGACCGUUUACUUUCGAUCGUACGACAAAUAAAACCAUUGCUGACAGUCUCGUCUCCGGCGAACCGUAAAUUAGCUGGGAAACUUGCUCCGGAUCAGUCUAUCGUGAUACUGGACGACAAACAACUUGCUCAACUCCCGCAAACGGUACAAGAGAUACUCCCGCUUGUACAGCCGUGGGACAAGCUCUAUAUUGUAUUUACCUCUGGUACAACUGGCACGCCAAAAGGAGUCGUAAUCACCCAUUCCAACUUUAGCAGCGCUCUGAAACACCAACACGGUGCACACGGCUUCAACGAACAUUCAAGAGUGUUCGACUUCGCAUCGUAUGCCUUUGACGUGGCCUGGUCUAACGCAUUAUGUACACUAGAGUGCGGAGCAUGUUUAUGUAUCCCAUCAGAUACUGAGCGACAAGAUGACCUUGCGGGAGCUAUGGAAAGACUCAGGGUCACUCAUGCCGAGUUGACGCCAUCCACGGCUAGUAUUCUUCCGCCGGCCACCUUGGAGGCACUGCACACCCUCAUUCUUGGCGGCGAGAAGGUUUCUGUAGAACAAGCCAAAGUUUGGGCUCAGUUGGUCCAUUUAAAGAAUUCUUACGGUCCAUGUGAGUGUACGCCGACAUCUACGGUGUCGUGUGUUGACCCCGAUACAACGAUGAUUGCAUCGAGCAUCGGUAGAGGCAUUGGUGUAAAUACAUGGUUGGCCGAUACCGUCUCGGCCGAAUCGCUUGUCCCGGUGGGAGCCAUCGGUGAACUUCUUUUGGAAGGCCCAUUAGUUGGUCCCGGUUAUCUAGAUGACCCUGCGAAAACAGCAGAAGCUUUUGUUGAAGACCCGUCAUGGUUACUUGGUGGUGGCGGACCAGAUCACCCUGGUCGUCGCGGACGCCUCUACAAAACGGGAGAUCUUGCACGAUAUAACACGGACGGAAGUCUCACAUUUGUGGGACGUAAAGAUGCUCAAGUCAAAAUCAAUGGCCAACGUGUAGAGCUAGGCGAGAUCGAGAGCCGCAUUUCACUCGAAUCCUGGAUUCGACAAUCGGCGUGUAUACUUCCUACAUCCGGCCCAUGCAUCAACCGACUCGUUGGCGUAAUUGCCAUUACUCAGCAACGUGUCGAGGUUCUCCGAGCUCUUUUGGAGAAUACUUUACCUGCCUACAUGGUUCCCACUAUCUGGGCUGUCGUCCACGAUAUACCUCUCAGCGCAUCUGGCAAACUCGACCGCAAGCGGCUUGAGGAGUGGCUUGCUAACAUUGAUGCAGAGACAUUUAGUACCAUCUCGGGUAUUGGGCGCAGUCCAGGGCACCGAAAACCCAAGAAUGAAGCAGAAGAUGUGCUUUUAAGAGCGUGCAGUACAGUUCUAAACACCCCGAUAGAGAAUAUCGAUUUACAACGAUCAUUCGUAGCGAACGGAGGUGAUUCCAUCUCAGCUAUGCGUCUUAGUCCUCAAUGUCGCGCUGCCAACGUUGUCUUCUCUGUUGCAAACUUGCUCAAAGGACGGUCGCUCGCUGAAGUUGUACAAUUAUCAACAACGGUCACCACUCCUACAGUAUCACGAACCGAAAAAUUCGACGUAUUUUUCGACCUCUCGCCGAUCCAACAGUGGUUCUUCGGUCAAUCGCCACCUGAUUUGGUCAACACGAAAAGCCAUUAUUGCAAUCAAAGCUUUUAUGUUAGAGUUGCACGUCCAAUCUCCACAGACACGCUUCGCAGUGCAAUUGACACAGUCGUGGAGAAGCACUCCAUGCUUAGAGCACGCUUUGCAAGGAUUGAGGGCAAAUGGAUGCAGCGUGUCGUUCAACCCGACCAGGGCCUGUAUCACUUUGAGUCGUCGCAACGAGAUUCGAUGACUGACAUUGAGUGUCUGGCCGCAAAGAGGCAGCAAGAGCUGGAUAUCGAGAAUGGCCCCGUCUUUUCAGCAGAUGUCUGCAUAACCCCGGCUCCCAAAUCGGAUCAAUAUCUUAUCCUCAUUGCACAUCACUUGGUUGUUGACCUUGUGUCGUGGCGAAUUAUCCUAGAAGACCUAGAGGUCCUACUGGCUGGUGGCGCCCUGCAAGAAGAGGUUCCCUUCCAAGUAUGGAACCAUUUGCAAAUAGAGAAGGCCGGCACACCGGAGCUGGAUCCUGAAAACGUUCUUAAUAUCGACAAAGUCACUAAUAACCUUGCUUUCUGGGAAUUUACCCCGGAUACCCCAAAUACAGUGGGCGACCUCAAGGACAGGUCUCUGGUAAUUGGUAGAGAUCUCACUUUACGCCUUUUAAAGGACGCCAAUAGUGCCUUCAAUACUGAACCGGUGGACCUACUUCUGUCAGCAGUGUGGCACUCUUUCUUACAAGCCUUUCCUAGUCGUGGGGGCCUCACUAUAUUUAAUGAGGGCCACGGCCGUGAACCAGGGAGUCUAGAGGUAGAUCUCUCCCGCACGGUCGGUUGGUUUACUACAAUGAGCCCCCUUAGGAUUUCCCGUGACGAAGCUGACAGUGCCGUCAACAUUGUGCGGCAUGUCAAGGAUAUGAGGAGGCGACUGCCGUCCAACGGCUGGGCUUACUUUGCCUCCAGGUAUCUAAACAGCAAGGGAAUCAGAGCAUUUGAAUCACAUGAGGCUACUACCAUGGAGCUCGUCUUCAAUUAUCAUGGCCAGUUUCAGCAACUAGAGCACGACGAUGCCCUGUUUGACACCAUUGUCCUAGACAAAACCUCUGAUGUUGGGCCAUCCUUACCCGCAUCAUCGCUCAUUGAGAUAAAUGCUACAAUCGAAGAUGGAGUUACACAAGUCUUCUUUUCCUGGAAUCGUUAUAUAGCCCACCAGGACUUGAUCGACAAGUGGAUUUCUCAGGUCAGCCCAUCACUGCACGCUAUUUGCGAUGAUCUUGGCUGUAGAGCACCCUCCAAGACCCUUUACGACUAUGAGUUUCUCCAUCUCAAUUACAAGCAGCUCGACGACCUUCAUAGCCAUGUUAUUCCUGAAAUCGAGUCGACCAAUAACACAACGGUAGAGGACAUUUUCCCAUGUCUACCUAUGGUGGAUGGCAUGCUACUGAGCCAAAUCAAGGAACCUGGGGCUUAUGAGACUUCCGCCCUAUAUGAGAUACGGUCCCCCAUCGGUCAUCUAAUUAGGCUUGACCGGCUGGCUGAAGCUUGGCAGACUGUAAUCGCUCGUCAGCCUGCUUUGCGAACGGUUUUUAUUCCUGCUAGUGAUUCAACAGCAGCCUUCAAUCAAGUGGUCUUGCAGUCUUAUCGUGGAGACGUGAUUCUACUGGAGAGUGAGAACAGAACUUCAGCAUUGGCAAUGCUCAAUAACCUACAGCCUGUGAACUACCGAAACAUCAGGCCGCCACACCGCUUAGCAAUGAGUUUUGUUCGUGAAGAGAAUCUGGUUUUCUGUCAGUUAGAGGCCAGCCAUACCAUUACAGAUGGUGCCUCGUCAGCAAUCAUUGUUGAAGAUUGGAUCAAGGCUUAUACCGGCACCCUGGACCUUGACGGCAUCAACGACGUCAAUCGUGGUUUUGCACGGUUUUUAAAAUCCGUGUCGGCAACGCACAGGAUGGCAUAUUGGAAACGAAAGCUAGCAGAUGCAGAACCUUGUUAUUUCGAGCCAUUAAACCAUGUUCCCGACGUUUCCCAGGCCGAGCAGGGAGUGUGCUUCGCUUCGGCUGAAAUAACUGGUGACAAGUUCACCCAAAUCCUGCGAUUUUGCGAGUCACAAUCCGUGACACCUGCAAGCCUCUUCCAGAGUGCCUGGGCACUCUGUUUGGCAGCUUACACAGGAAAGGACAGUGUCAAGUUCGGCUACCUCGCAUCCGGUAGAGAUCUUCCAGUGUCGGGUAUCACGGAGGCUGUUGGUGCAUAUGCUUCUAUGUUGAUCUGCCGAGCCGACAUAUCGCGUGAAUGGACCAGCCCACAACUCGUACACCAUAUUCAUGAUCAAGUCAUGGAGGAUUUGGGCUAUCAACAGAGUUCUCUAGCCGAUAUCCAACACCAACUCGGUAUGCCCUCUGGCCAGUCACUAUUCAACACGAUUGUAUCCUUCCAGAAGGAGGAAGAGGCGGUAGCAGAGGAAGCAGAAGCGCCGAUGCUCACUUUUACUAAUACAGACGGCGAAGACCCCACUGAGUUCGACAUUGGGGUCAGCUUUUCAAUAUCUGAUACCACGGCAUACUUAUCUCUUGAUGCCCGCUCUUCAUGUCUGUCCAGUGAGCAGGCUAGCCGCGUCAUUUCCCUCGUAAAGACCAUAUCAAUUACUAUCGCAGCCGACGGCAUGCUCAAUGGCUCGCUUGACGGAGGACAUAUAUCUACUACAUUAUCAGACAUCAGCUCAGUCAGCGAGGAGGAUUUAGAUGCCAUUUGGCGUUGGAACAAGACAGUGCCGGAAGCUGCCAAUGUCUUAGUUCAUGAACUCAUCGCCGAGACCAUCGCCAAACAGCCCAACGCCCCUGCUGUGUGUGCUUGGGACGGUGAUUUUACUUAUUCCGAGUUAGAUGAUGCUUCAUCUCGCCUAGCAUUUCAUCUCAUCGGGUUAGGUGUUGGUCCUGAGGUUAUAGUGCCUUUAUACCUUGAGAAAAGUCGAUGGAUGCCAGUCGCGAUGCUAGCUGUAAUGAAAGCCGGCGGAGCAUCUGUGGCGAUGGAUGUAACCGUCCCUAAAGAGCGCCUUCAAACUAUUGUGCGGCAGAUUAAACCAGCGCUAAUCCUAUCAUCUUCUGCGACUAAAGACCUCGCAACACAGCUCACCAACCAGCCCAUAGUGGUGCUGGAUUCGGCACAGUUAUCCGAGCUCGACUUACCCAGCCAGCCACUUUCGUCAAGUGUUCAGCCCGAAAAUACCUUGUAUAUCAACUUCACAUCUGGAAGUACGGGGCAGCCCAAGGGUGUUAUCAUUAAGCAUGUCAAUUUCAGCAGCUCCAUCCGACAUGUACGAGAUCUGCAUGGCUUCAAACCUACUUCACGUGUCUACGACUUCUCAUCGCAUGCUUUCGAUAACAUAUGGUCAAAUGCGCUACAGACGCUAUCAUGUGGUGCAUGUUUAUGCAUUCCUUCCGAAACUGAUCGAAGAAACGAUUUGGCUGGUUCCAUCAAGCGGCUAGGGGCCAAUUUCAUUGACAUCACUCCCUCAACUGCAAGCAUUCUCCCGCUGGAGACAAUUCAAUCUUUGGACCUGUUAAUGGUUGGAGGAGAACGCCUCAUACCAGAUUCUGCAAAGCAGUGGGCUUCCGUCGUAGACCUCCGCAAUGGUUAUGGUCCUUGCGAAUGCACACCUACCACUACGAUUGCAGCCAUAAGGCCAAAUAGCUAUGAUAUGACAACAAUUGGCCGUGGUGUUGGAGUCAACACAUGGGUUGUCGAUGCUCAUACAGGUACUUCACUUGUGCCAGUAGGCAGUAUUGGCGAACUGCUUCUGGAAGGUCCGCUCGUCGGCGCGGGAUACCUGGGAGAUCCCCAAAAAACAGCAAACGUGUUUAUCGAAGAUCCCAAAUGGUUACUACAAGGCACGGUCGGCAGAAAAGGCCGCCAUGGCCGUCUCUACAAGACUGGCGACCUAGUUCGAUAUAAUCCAGAUGGCACCCUAUCUUUUGUUGGCCGGAAAGACGCCCAAGUCAAGAUCAACGGCCAGCGUCUAGAGCUUGGAGAUAUUGAGCAUCAUGUUGCUUCCAGUGUCACGGACUCUGCAGAUGCACAAGUAAUAGUAGAAAUGCUUGUGCCUCGACAACACCACCAAGCCAUGCUGAUAGCCUUCAUAUGCCUUUCCGGGGCCGCGGGCAAAGAUGUCAAUGAGCAAGCAUCAGAUUUGCAGAGAUUGACUGUGGGAUUAAACGAAAGGCUUGCGAAGCUAAUACCUCCUUAUAUGAUACCUUCAUCCUAUGUCCUUGUUGACCACGUCCCUAUGACGGCCACGGGCAAGACAGACAGGCGACAAAUUCGUGCCAUAGGAGAACGAAUGACUUUGGAAGAGCUUCUAAUUCACAGCUCGUCAACAAGUGGUGAACGUCGAAAACCGACUACGGAAAUGGAACGACGCCUCCUAAGCUUGUCGUCAUCUGUGCUUGGCAUCAGUGUCGACAAAAUUGGAAUCGAUGACAGCUUCUUACAGGUCGGGGGUGAUUCUAUUGGGGUCAUGAAACUUGUUGCAGCGGCUCGUGAGCAAGGCAUAGCUUUGACCGUUGCGGAUAUCUUCCAGACGCCCCUCCUGGGCGACUUGGCUGCGAAAGCUCGCCGGGUAUUCGAGUCAGAUAGAAUGGAUGUCGAGCCAUUCUCACUACUAAAGACUGGUUGUGAACUUCAAGAAAUACGCCAAGAGGCUGCCGCCUUUUGUGGAGUAGAUGCCUCACACAUCGAGGAUGUUUUCCCUUGCACUCCGCUUCAAGAAGGUCUUCUGGCUCUAACAACAAAGCGCCCAGGGGACUAUAUCUUCAGGUCUAUCCACCAGCUCCAAAGCACUGUUGAUGUGCAGCGUUUCCGAGAAUCUUGGAAACACUUGGUAUCAAUAACCCCGAUGUUACGUACACGAAUCGUGGAUUUAUCCAGUCAGGGCCUGGUACAGGUUGUCAUUGCUCAGCAGCAGAUCCAUUGGUUGGGUGAGAACUACACAAGCUUGGGUGCCUAUCAGCAUGCGGAUGAGCAAUUAACAAUCGGGUUGGGCACGCCUCUCGUGCGAGUCGCUAUUAUCAAUGAACAAGACGAGCAUUUCUUUGUUUGGACGAUGCAUCAUGCGCUAUACGAUGGGUGGACAGUUCCGCUUCUGCUGGAGAAUCUAGAGAAGUCAUAUAUAGGCGAGGCAAAUCUCCAGCAUCCGCCCCCGUUCCAGCUAUUUGUUAGACAUUUACAACGCGCGGAUAGCAAACAGGCUGAGGAGUACUGGAAGAAACAGUUUACAGAGUUUGAUGCCGUAACAUAUCCGGCACUACCCUCGUCAACCUAUGAGCCCCAAUCCGACCAAACAAUAGAUCAUCACAUCCAGGAGCUACAAUGGCCAACUACCGAUACGACUGCCUCCACGGCAGUCCGGGUGGCAUGGUCCAUUUUGGCGGCGCGAUACACUGAUUCUAAUGACGUGAUUUUCGGUCUGACUGUGAGCGGUCGGCAGGCAUCUGUACCAGGCAUUGAGCGCAUAACUGGACCAACAAUUGCAACAGUGCCAAUGCGAGUCGUGCUGGAUCCAGGGACAACUUUGCAGGAAACCUUAAUGCAAAUACAAGCUCAGGGAAUUGAAAUGACGGCGUUGGAGCAGACGGGAUUACAACGGAUCCGCCGGAUGAGCACCGAAGCUGAACGAGCCUGCAACUUCCAAACGCUGCUGGUAAUACAGCCAUCUGAGAGGAGCGAUAACUCAAGUAGCCAGCUAUUUGUUGAGCUCCGCGACGAAGACGGUGAUGAACCUAUUGCGGAUCUAAAUACACAUGCGCUUACAGUCAGCUGUGAUCUAGAAGAUCACGGGCUCGCGUUGAGGAUUGCCUUCGACUCCAAAAUAAUCAGCAAAAACCAAGUUCAGAAGCAUGUAGCGCACUUUGAGCAUGUACUCCGUCAGAUUUGCGACCCCGAAAAUGCCCAAAAGGCACUUUCUGAUAUAGAGACGCUUGGUCGAGAGGACUUGCACGACAUUUGGGGCUGGAACGCUACAGUGCCAGAGUGUUCGAACGCAUUGGUCCAUCAUCUUUUUGAAGAGACAGCCCAGAGACUGCCAGAUACUGAAGCUGUGUGUGCCUGGGAUGGAACUUGGACCUACUCAGAGCUAGAUAGCAUUACGAGCCGUCUUGCCCGCCACCUCGUAAGCUUGGGUGUUGGUCCAGAAGUUGUUGUACCACUAUGCUUCGAGAAAUCCGGCUAUACAUGUAUAGCAAUGCUUGCAGUUAUGAAGGCUGGCGGUGCAUCCGUGGCGAUGGACACAACUCUCCCUGAAGACCGACUGAGGAUUAUCACGCGACAGGUGAACCCGACAUUGAUCCUGUCUUCAUCAAGCAACGAAGAUCUAGCGCUUCGGCUUGCAGACACUUCGGUUAUGGUCAUCAACGAGGCCAGUCUGUCUAGUCUGGCUGAUGUAAAUGCCCCGUCUUCGACGCGAUUCCAACGCGUGCGGCCCUGGAACAAGCUUUAUGUGGUAUUUACUUCUGGCAGUACGGGAACACCAAAGGGUGUCAUCAUCAUACACUCAAAUUAUAGUAAUGCUAUCCAGCAUCAGCAGGGGAUUAACGGCUUCAAAGAAGGAUCAAGGGUAUACGACUUUGCUUCUUACGCAUUUGAUGCCACCUGGGCCAAUUUAUUGAAUUCAUUAACAAGCGGCGCCACUCUGUGCGUUCCUUCUGACGCUGAGCGAAGAGACGACCUGGCCGGCUCUCUCCGACACUACAGAGCUAAUUUCGUGCAACUGACUCCCUCGACGGCAUCAAUCCUUCCCCUCGAGUCGAUCCAAUUGCUGGACACGUUACUCCUCGCCGGAGAGGCUCUUCCGCAAGCAUAUGCGGAGCGGUGGGCAAAGAUUGUGGAUUUAAGGAACGCCUACGGACCUUGUGAGGCAACUCCAGCUGCUACUUUCGCCAGCAUCAAGUCUGAUAACAUGCUGGAGGUUGGCAUUGGCAAAGGUGUCGGCACCGUCACGUGGGUAGCUGAUACAAAAACUGCCCAAUUUCUGACACCGGUAGGCAGCGUUGGUGAGCUCCUCCUAGAAGGACCAUCCGUGGGACCGGGUUACCUUGAUGACCCCGAGAAGACUGCUGCGGCCUUUAUUGACAAUCCACCGUGGCUGCUUCGUGGCGCUCCGGGUCAACCUGGCCGUCAUGGUCGUCUGUAUAGAACCGGUGACUUGGUCCGAUAUAAUAGGGAUGGAAGCCUGGUAUACAUUGGCCGUAAGGAUGCUCAAGUCAAACUUCACGGGCAACGUGUGGAGCUGGGAGAAAUUGACAAUCACAUGAUGCGUCAUUCGUCCGUUCGGCAGGCGGCGAGUGUAUUUCCUGUCUCGGGACCUUGUGCAAAUCGACUUGUCGGCGUUGUUAGCCUUGAAGAAUGCCAACCAGGAGCCAAUCUUCAUACUAUGCUGGAGGGUGCUCUCCCUGUUUACAUGGUUCCAUCCAUUUGGAUUGCCGUCAGGGAAAUCCCUCUUAACCCCUCUGGUAAGCUCAACCACAAGGUUCUUCGCGAAUGGCUCUGCAAUAUGGACUUGGAAACCUUCAUCAAGAUCUCUCACGAAAACGACACAGACGAUGAGGUCAAUCGAAAGCCAGUGACCUAUGCAGAGCAAGCAAUUGCAAAUGCUUGCAGUAUCGUCCUCAACCUACCAGUUGAGCAGAUCAAUAUUCACAAGUCUUUUAUUGCUAAUGGUGGUGAUUCCAUCUCUGCAAUGCGUCUCAGCCCCCACUGUCGCGCCUCUCAAGUUGUUUUCUCAGUCGCAACUCUGCUCAGGAGCAAAUCUCUUGCAGAAGUGGCAAGAAAUUCGGCCGUCACAGCAACAUUGACAGCGCAUCAAGAAGAAUACGAGAGGUCCUUUGGUCUUUCGCCUAUCCAGCAGUGGUUCUUCGAUCAGUGCCCAACCCGACUCGUCAAUACUACAGAUUAUCACUUUAAUCAGAGCUUCUACCUCCAACUGAGACAAGUAGUGUCCUCAGACAGAAUCGGAAGCGCAAUCUCAACAAUUGUCCGGCAACACUCUAUGCUUAGGGCCCGAUUCCAGCAAAUAGGCGAGUACUGGACACAGUCUGUGCUGAAGCCUACUGCCGAAAAUGUGCAUCAUUUUAAAUCUUGGAAUCUCGGAUCUCUGUCGGAAGUCAAAGCCGUAGCAUCACAAAGACAACAUGGAUUGGAUAUCGAGAAAGGCGUCGUUUUUGCUGCAGAUUUAUGCACGUUACCUUCAGGGGAGCAAUACCUUCUCUUUGUGGCCCACCACCUCGUUGUUGACCUUGUAUCAUGGCGUAUCAUCCUAGAAGAUUUGGAGACUCUCAUAAGUGACGGUCAGUUAGAGGAAGGACUUCCGUUUCAAGUUUGGAAUCAGUUGCAGAAAGAGGAGAUUGCCGAUUCGAAAUACGACCCUCAGCGCUUGCCAUCUGUACAAGAGGCUAAUAACGAUCUCGAGUUCUGGAACUUCGAUUCAUCAACCUCAAACACAGCCAGUGAUCAGUACGAGGACUUCUUGGAAAUUGGACCAGAAGUGACAGCAUUGUUAUUAAAGGGGAGCAACAGUGCCUUCAAUACGGAACCCCUCGAUCUUCUUCUCUCUGCAGUCUCGGAUGCUUUCCUCACCAUAUUCCCUCGACAAGGCCUUACAAUUUUCAACGAGGGUCAUGGUCGUGAGUCUUGGAAUGCCGAGGUUGACUUGUCUCGAACAGUUGGUUGGUUCAGCACCUUGGCUCCGAUAACUGUAUCAAGGGAUAGAGACAACUCGCAUGAGCACAUUGUUCGGCUUGUAAAAGAUGCUCGAAGACGCCUUCUCGCCAAUGGCUGGGCUUACUUCACGUCCAGAUAUCUGAGUAGCAAGGGAGCUCAUGCAUUCAAGUCGCAUGGAUCUACUAUGGAGCUAGUUUUCAAUUACCACGGCCAAUUUCAGCAGCUUGAAAACGAUGACUCUCUCUUCAAUAACAUUACUCUUGACGGUAUCUCCGACGCUGGCCCGGCUCUACCUAUGUCAGCUCUCUUUGAGAUCAAUGUAUCGAUUGAGGGAGGAUCAACUCACUUCUCAUUCUCAUGGAACCGACAUAUUUCUCAUCAAGGCCUCAUUCGGGAUUGGUUCGCGCAGAUCGGCCUAUCAUUACAGAAGAUCUGUACUACUCUCGCUUUCAGAAAGCCUAAAAUGACCCUCUGUGACUACGAGUUCCUGAACCUCGAUUACAAAGGUCUCGACGAGUUGCAGGCUCAUGUUCUACCAGACAUCAUGGCAGCCAAUAACGCCACAGUCGCAGGCAUUUAUCCUUGCCCACCAAUGAUUAACGGUAUUCUUCUUAGCCAGCUCAAGGACACGUCUUCAUACAAAACCUCGCAGGUAUAUCGAAUUAAGUCGCCAGAUAAUGACAUCAGCAUUGCUCGCCUCGCAGAAGCGUGGCAGAAAGUAGUUGCGCGACAUCCGUCACUCCGCAGCGUUUUCAUCGACGGUUUUAAUGACAACACAGCUUUUAACCAGGUUGUGUUGGAAGCAUGUCCCGCGAAUAUUGUCCUGUUAAAGAGCCAUAGCGAGAAUUCUGCACUGAGCAUGCUGACGGGUCUUCCCUCGGUCAACUACCAGCAACUCAAACCUCCUCACCGCCUAACCCUGCUUGAGCUACCUAACAUCAAUGGGCUAAGCGGCAGUCAAGUAAUUUGUCAGCUGGAAAUGAGUCAUGCUAUUACCGAUGGCAGCUCAUCCAUGAUAAUCCUGGAGGACUGGGCGCGGGCAUACGCUGGGGUCCUAAGCCAGGAGGCAGUUGAUAUAAACUACGACUUUGCGCGGGUGCUCACUUCAAGCUUGCCAGCAAAUCGAAUGAACUACUGGAAGAAGAAGCUAGGCGGCGUCAAUUCCUGCCAAUUUCCUCAUCUAUCCAGCCUCUCCCGACAAGCUAAUGAUGUUUCGUCUGUAAGCAUCGACAUAACCGGCGAGACAUUUGCCAAGAUUCAACAAUUCAGCGAGGAGAAAUUCGUCACAGCCGCAAGCCUAUUCCAGAGUGCCUGGGCCCUCCUUUUAGCAAACUAUACGGGAACUAACGACGUCUGCUUCGGGUAUCUCGCAUCUGGAAGAGACCUUCCAGUACCUGGCAUCGCAGAAUCAGUUGGUGCGUACGCAAACCUGCUAGUCUGUCGCAUCGAUCUAUCACAGAACCGGACCAAGGAUGAUCUUGUACGGAGCACGCACGAUCAGGUCUUGUCAGACCUUGACUUCCAACAUUGCUCUCUGGCCGACAUACAGCAUGAACUGAGUCUCCUGCCCGGCCAGACGCUUUUCAAUACUCUUGUAUCCUUCCAGCGUGAUGACAGCACCUCAGACCGCAGCAGCCGCCAAGAUUUAGAAUUUACGGAACUCGACGGAGAGGAUCCAACUGAAUACGACAUUGCUCUCAGCAUAACAUACGGUGCAGGCCAAAUAGGAUUGAACUUGGAGUAUCGUCUAUGUUGCUUGUCUGACCAGCAAGCUAAUCGGGUCGCCAGUUUGUUGGAGCGGCUUGUUACCGCUCUUGUUAGCAACGAAGAUCAGGACACAGGGAACCAGAACAACAGCCUGGCCGACAUUGAUGUCAUGACCCAGAGCGACUUGCAAGAUGUCUGGAAAUGGAACGCAGUGGUUCCACGAACCAUUGACGCCGUAAUUCACAACCUUGUCGCUGAUGCUGCUCAGAGGUGGCCUGACAAACAGGCUGUAUGCGCAUGGGACGGCGACUGGACAUACCGCGAAUUGGAUAAGGCUUCUACCUCCUUCGGUCAUCGCUUAAAGAGCUUUGGGAUAGGCCCAGAUGUCAUUGUUCCACUUUAUUUCGAAAAAUCACAAUGGACAGUCGUCGCUAUGGUAGCCGUUCUCAAGGCUGGAGCCGCCUUUGUCCUCGUCGAUCCAUCGCAACCGACAUCUCGUCUCAACUCCAUCAUUCAGCAAACACGAGCGAAGCUUCUGGUUUGCUCUUCCACCGAAGCCUACAGGUGCUCUGAUCUUGGUAUCAAAGUACUGACUGUAGACAGCCCGCAUCCGGAUACUAUGGGCAACACAGACCGUCCUCUUCAGGUGGAAAGCAACCCAUCAUCCCCCAUGUAUGUCGUUUUUACCUCUGGAAGUACGGGAAAGCCAAAGGGUGUUGUUGUGACGCAUGCGUCGUUCUCCUCUUCCAUUUACUAUCAGGCAAAUACUCUCGGCUACGAUAGCCAGGCCCGCGUUUACGACUUUGCGUCAUACGUAUUUGACGCCUCCAUCGAGACGGCUUUCAUGACUCUCGCAAUGGGAGGCUGCCUGUGUGUGCCUUCAGAUGCCGAUCGGAAGAACAACCUCACCGAGUCUCUAAUUAACACUAAAGCUACUUUGAUCGAAUUAACGCCCUCUGUCGCGCGCACCCUUGAGCGUCAGCGGUUGGUUGAUCUCCGAUUCCUAAUUCUGGGCGGGGAAGCAGUCAACCAAGACGACGCAAAGGGCUGGCCAGACAAUGUCGUCGUCAUCAACACAUACGGACCCUCUGAGUGCACGCCAACCAGUACUAUACAAUGCCAACAUGAUGGCGUUGGCGUGAUGAAUAUCGGUGCCGGGGCUGGAGCAGUAACCUGGUUAUCCGACCCAAGCAACUCGGAUCGACUGGUACCGAUAGGUGCCGUUGGAGAAUUGUUGCUCGAAGGGCCGCUUGUGGGACCAGGAUACCUUCAUGAUGCAGAGAGAACAGCGGAAGCCUUUAUUGAGGAUCCAGUCUGGCUACGGCGCGGAACAGCGGACCUGCCCGGCCGCCGAGGGCGUUUAUACAAGACUGGUGAUCUCGUGCGGUACAACGACGAUGGGAGCCUUAGCUUCGUGGGCCGUAAGGACACACAAGUCAAGAUUCGUGGUCAAAGAGUGGAAUUAGGCGAGGUCGAACAUCAACUCCAGGUCUGUAUGCCCGGCGUGCAACAGGUGGCUGCCGAAGUCAUCGUGCCCAGCGGCCAAGAAGCCAAGCCUUUGCUGGCAGUCUUUGUGGUGAUGGAUCCGAACACGCAUUUAGAGACAAGGAUGCCUGCAGUACCAACUGCUGUUGGUGAUGCUGACAGCAAACUACCUACAAUCCAUAUAGCCGGCAUCCCCGCCUCCGUCGAGGACUUGCUCGUCGAGGUUCUUCCGUCCUACAUGGUGCCAGCGGCCUUGCUGGAACUCGAUCAGUUGCCAAUGACAGCUUCUGGAAAAACUGACCGCCGCCGCCUGCGUGAUAUCGGCGCUGGCUUUUCUGUUCAGCAACUCGCCGAGCUGCGAAGCGGGCUCGUGGCCGACAAACGCGGCCCGUCGACGGAGAUGGAACGAGCGCUCCAACAGAUCUGGGCACAGAUUCUCAAUGUGGAUGCGGCGACUAUUGGCAUGGAUGAUAGCUUUCUACGUCUCGGCGGUGACUCCAUCACGGCGAUGCAAAUAUCGGCAGCAGCACGAGCUUCCGUUGCAAAAAUAUCCAUCACCGACAUCCUCCAGAAGAAGACGAUUGCCAAGAUUGCAUCCGCAGCAGCACAUUUGACAGCACGCGAAGAGUUUGUAGAUGAUUCGACGCAGGUGCAGUAUUCUACUCAAAAAGAGGUCGUCGAAUUUCAUCAAAAGCACGGCUUACGACUCGGUGCGGUUCUUGCCGAGGAUAUCGAGGAUAUUUAUCCCUGCACGCCUAUGCAAGAACGUAUAAUGCAAGCGCAAGAACAAGAUCCAAGAGCAUAUGUGACUGGAUUUGGGCUGGCCAUUGAGGCUUCACAAGUCGGCGAAACUGUAGAAUUCUCAAGAAUCCAGCGGGCUUGGGCAAACGUGGUCAAACGACACGGACUCUUCCGAGCCGUCCUCGUCCGUGACGAGCCCGGACACGGCCGAACGACUCAUGUCAUCCUCCGAGAUCCUGCACCAAGCAUAUCCUUCCAUACCACUAGUGAAGCAGAGGCGGCUGCUACGGGCCACGGAGAUCUUCAACGACCGCCAUACUACGCUCAAAAUGGCCUCCAGCAUCACCUCUCAGUGUAUCAGACAACGGCCAAGCGUGCCUAUCUCCGGUUUGAGAUGAAUCAUGCCAUCAUCGACGGCCACUCCACCGCUAUCAUGCUUCGCGACUUUGAACUUGCUUAUACAAGUCAUCUAUACUCGGACGGUCCUCUUUACAGUAAUUUUAUCAAGUAUGUGCACGAACAGCCGCAAGAUGAUGGACACGGUUUCUGGGCCAAGCAUCUACAAGACGUGGAACCAUGUCUUUUCCCGACUUCCCAGAACGUUGCGGAACAGCAGGGCACAGUUCAAAUUGAGGUACCCAACCUCGAUCCUAAAGGAAUCGCCGCGUUCUGUGCAAAGUGGGAAGUAACGCAAGCCAACCUCAUCCGCAUAGCCUGGGCUCUGGUGCUCCAAAAGUACACCAAGUCUACUACGCCGUGCUUUGGCACCAUCACCUCAGGAAGAGACCUACCUGUUCACGACGUAGAUGAAAUUUUCGGCCCCUUGAUGAGUCUCAUUCCGUGCAGAGUCCGGCUUGACGAGACACGAUCCGUCUUGCAAACACUCAAGGCUUCCCAAGAGGAAUAUCUGCACAUGCUGCCACAUCAAACCUCCUAUUUGGCAAAUAUACAAAAACAUGCCAAGGGCCUUGAAUCUGAGCUUUUUAACACGGCCAUUUCCAUGCACAGGGACACACUAGAGAGCCCAGAAACACAAAAUUCACAGGGACAUAGCAUCCAUCUACAGGACGAGUUUGACCCAGUCCAUUAUGAUAUUUACAUUAGAGGAACAUAUGAAAAGGAUGAUCUUUCUCUUGUGCUGGAGUUUUGGGAAGAACGCAUUUCCCGAAGUCAAGGUGUGGAUGUGGCCGAAUCAUUUAGUGCUGCGAUUUCGUCCAUCAUCUCCCAGCCGGAGCAGGACAUUCGUCAGCUCACAAUCGUAUAA
Messenger RNA from Metarhizium brunneum ARSEF 3297, 30426 nucleotides. The record is from RefSeq and is a predicted model, not a curated record. Lineage: Eukaryota; Fungi; Ascomycota; Sordariomycetes; Hypocreales; Clavicipitaceae.